This is a messenger RNA of Carassius carassius (crucian carp), 877 nucleotides long. RefSeq names its product gamma-crystallin N-B-like. Gene Ontology annotation, biological process: visual perception; lens development in camera-type eye. Lineage: Eukaryota; Metazoa; Chordata; Actinopteri; Cypriniformes; Cyprinidae. Bases 243 to 599 code for a protein of 118 amino acids. The transcript has 6 exons. The record is from RefSeq and is a predicted model, not a curated record. Gene Ontology annotation, molecular function: structural constituent of eye lens.
GCCAAAAAAAAACAGGUAUCAAGCUGGGGUCUGUGCUCCAACGUGCCUUCUACGGGUCCAGUGGGAGGGUGACCCUUUUCGAGCAGAGGAACUUUGCAGGUCGGCGACUGGACCUGACCUCUGACUGUCAGAAAUUGAGUGAAAAAAAUUUUCCUGACAGAUGCAACUCUGUCCAGGUGGAGAGUGGAGCAUGGGUGGCAUAUGAACAUGAGAACUUCCGAGGACGUCAGUACCUGUGGGACAUGUUUGACAGGGGGGAGUACAACUGCACUGAUAGGUGGUGUGCUCAGGGUGACCUCAUCUCCUCGGUUCGUGCUGUGAAACAAGACAAUAACCCUCCUCGAGCACAGCUGUUUGAGAGGGCAGGUUUCUCAGGCAAGAAGACAGAGCUUCAUGAUGACAUCCCCAACCUGAUGAGCCGUUACAGCCUUAACAGAGUGUCCUCCAUCAGAGUAAUGGGCGGAACCUGGGUGGCGUACCAGGAGCCUAACUACAGAGGAGCCCAUUACAUCCUGGAGAAGAAGGACUUCAACAGCUUCUCUGACUGGGGUGCCCAAAACAGCACCAUUGCCUCAAUUCGCCGUGUCUGCUUCAGCUAGACAAAAUCUCCACAUCUGUCAGCUCUUUAGACAAACAAUACACCAGCUAUAAGUGAAACAGAAGCACUAUUUUAUUAAUAAACUGAUGAAAAAGACAAAUAGUGUUGUUUGUGCUUAAGUUAUCAAACAGGAACUACAUAAUUCAUCAGGUAUGUUAAAGAUGAAAAGUUCUCCAACGGUUCAGGAGAGUUUCAGAUGCAGGAAUGAGUGUUGUGUUGUCCUCUAGUGGUGAAUCACAUCACGCGCAUUGGCGUUUCUGCAAUGUCAGCCCGUCUGGU